This is a messenger RNA of Gossypium raimondii (Peruvian cotton), 1805 nucleotides long. RefSeq names its product glycerol-3-phosphate 2-O-acyltransferase 6. Gene Ontology annotation, molecular function: glycerol-3-phosphate 2-O-acyltransferase activity; phosphatase activity. Gene Ontology annotation, biological process: cutin biosynthetic process. Bases 131 to 1645 code for a protein of 504 amino acids. The record is from RefSeq and is a predicted model, not a curated record. Gene Ontology annotation, cellular component: membrane. Lineage: Eukaryota; Viridiplantae; Streptophyta; Magnoliopsida; Malvales; Malvaceae. The transcript is spliced from 2 exons.
UCAACAAUAUCAUUGCCAUUUGCCAUCUUUCUCCAAUCCUAUUAAAGCCCCCUUUCUCCUUUCUCUUUUCUCGACAUUACUGACAAAAACCAAUAGACUAAGGCUAUCUUUUAACUUCUCUUCCAUAAUCAUGGGGGCUUACCGUUGUUUCGAACCGAUUUCCAAAUGUAGCAGCGACGGAAGAUCGAAUCAGACGGUGGCUGCGGAUUUAGAUGGGACCCUUCUCGUGUCACAAAGUGCUUUUCCUUAUUUCAUGCUUGUUGCUCUUGAAGCUGGUAGCCUUGUUAGAGCACUUGUUCUGUUAACAUCCGUUCCAUUUGUGUACUUUACGUACUUGUUCAUCUCUGAGUCCGUAGCCAUUAAUACCUUCAUUUUCAUCACCUUCUCCGGGCUAAAAGUUAGAGACAUUGAGCUCGUUUCGAGGUCGGUCUUGCCCAAGUUUUAUGCCGAGGAUGUUCAUCCAGACAGCUGGAGAGUUUUCAGCUCCUUUGGCAAACGAUACAUUAUUACAGCGAGUCCUAGGAUCAUGGUGGAACCCUUUGCCAAGACAUAUUUAGGAGCUGACAAGGUUAUUGGAACAGAGUUGGAAGUGACGAAAUCUGGCAGGGCAACUGGUUUUGCCAUUAAACCUGGAGUUCUCGUCGGAGAACACAAAAGGGCUGCCGUUUUGAAAGAAUUCGGGACCAACUUGCCAGAUUUGGGGCUAGGAGACAGAGAAACCGACCAUGAUUUCAUGUCAUUAUGCAAGGAAGGAUACAUGGUGCCAAGAACCAAAUGCGAACCAUUGCCAAGGAACAAGCUUCUAAGCCCUGUUAUAUUUCAUGAGGGCCGCCUAGUCCAAAGGCCAACCCCUUUGGCUGCUCUGUUGACCUUCCUAUGGCUUCCUAUAGGCUUCAUCCUCUCCCUACUCAGGGUCUACACCAACAUCCCGUUGCCGGAGCGAAUUGCUCGAUACAAUUACAGGUUGCUGGGGAUCAAAUUGAUUGUUAAGGGUACCCCUCCACCAGCACCUAGGAAAGGCCAAAGUGGAGUCCUCUUUGUUUGCAACCAUAGAACAGUUUUAGACCCAGUUGUCACAGCGGUUGCCUUAGGCCGAAAAAUCAGUUGUGUUACUUAUAGUAUUAGUAAAUUCACUGAAAUUAUUUCGCCUAUUCGGGCCGUUGCAUUAUCGAGAGAAAGAGAAAAAGAUGCUGCCGACAUCAAGCGCCUUCUCAAGGAAGGUGACUUGGUUAUUUGUCCUGAAGGGACUACCUGCCGAGAACCAUUUCUGCUAAGAUUCAGUGCACUGUUCGCUGAACUCACUGAUAGAAUUGUGCCGGUCGCAAUCAACACUAAACAAACAGUUUUCCACGGGACAACAGUUCGGGGACACAAAUUGUUGGAUCCUUAUUUUGUAUUCAUGAAUCCCAUGCCUACUUACGAGAUCACCUUCUUGAACCAGCUGCCUACAGAGCUUACUUGCAAAGGUGGAAAAUCAGCCAUUGAAGUUGCAAACUACAUCCAAAGGGUGCUGGCUGGGACAUUGGGAUUUGAGUGCACCAACUUGACAAGGAAGGACAAGUAUGCCAUGCUUGCAGGAACGGACGGUCGGGUUCCAUCCAUGAAAGAAAAGGAAAAGGAAAAGGAAAAGGCUCAAGUACUUUAAAAAAAAAAAGAGAUGAUUUAUAUUAAUUUGGCCAUUGUUUUUCAUUACGUUAAAACUUUGUCUUACAAAUAAAAAAAUUGUUUGUGAUGCUAGUUAUAAAAAUAACAAAUAUGUAUAUUUUGCUAGUAAUUUGAAUACAUACAAAUCUUUAAUGUUUUAA